AUGAAAACGGAGGGCACACGCCGAGCAGCCGACGGAACUGAACCGGAAGCUAUCAUUGACUUGACCGAAGAGGGAGAACCCGUCGUUAAGCGACUACUCGGAGAAGUAGCAGUCUUAAAAAUGCCGAAAAAACCAAACCAAACGGAGAAUCCGCCAAGACGCGCCUUGCAGGAGAGCUCGGAGGAGGAAGUGGACCUCCACCAGGAAGGUGCUUCCACAAGCCUGGGCCUGUCCCGCUGGCUGCCCCGUUGGCUGACCCUUCGCAACUCAGCCGAUGGUGAUUCGCCAUCCGAGGGCAAGACACCCCCCUCGUCGCCGCUUGCGAAGCGCAAGAAAUACUCGCGCCGAUCUUCGCCCAAGCCUCGCGACUCCGCCAGGGACCUCUCUCCGAUUCCGGGAAUGGUCUACGAUGGAUCUGCUACUCCUACUCCCAGGAAGAGCCCCAGGCCCUCGCGGAGCACCAUGACAAUCAGAAUGGAUCAGCAUCGCAUCGUUACGCUCCCGAGCACUGACUGUGAAAGGUGCGACAAGUUCAUGACCUUUCAUUCAAAAUACAAUCCGCUAGAUUAAAUAAAAGUCUUUCCUCAACAACCCCAUGU
Molecule: messenger RNA, 599 nt
Organism: Drosophila subpulchrella
Lineage: Eukaryota; Metazoa; Arthropoda; Insecta; Diptera; Drosophilidae
Exons: 2
Coding region: 1-570 (189 amino acids)
Source: RefSeq, a predicted model, not a curated record